AUGUCAGAUACAAGUUGUCACCAUUUGUGGUAUGCAGCCAAGCAGUGCUUGUGUCACCAAGAUGAGAAAUAUAGAAAGAAGGUGGAGGAAGACUUGCAAGGCUUGUGGUUGUCAGAUAAAAACACCAACCAUGUCAUGCCCCUGCUCUCUGUCAGAACUGGAUUGGACUUAUUCCUCUCUGCUAAAAACUUCCCUAAGGGAUCUGAGAUCAUCAUGUCUGCAAUUAAUAUUCCUGACAUGGGCAAAAUAGUGAAAAGCCAUAAUUUAGUCAUCGUUUCACUUGAUGUGAGCAUUGAAACAUUAGAACCAAAGUUGGACAUCCUACCUAAGUUAAUCACCACAAAAACCGUUGCCAUCAUUGUUGCUCAUUUGUAUGGUAGGAUUAUUAAUAUGGAGCCGAUCAUUGAAUUUGCCCAUUUGCAUAGAUUAGUCGUUAUUGAAGAUUGUGCUGAAUCUUUCUGUGGUUUUCAAAACAUGGGACAUCCAUCAUCAGAUGUUGCACUUUUCAGUUUUGGAGUCAUCAAAUUUUAUACCUCUUUUGGGGGGUGCAUUGCUAAGAUCAGAGACAUUGAAAUGUAUCAAAGCAUGCAAAAUAUACACAGAAACUACCCCAUCCAAACAGCAGAUAUGUAUUUAAAAAAAAUUGUUAAAUAUUCUUUUAUCUAUUCCUGGCUUCAUGUUGGCCCCCUCCCGAAAAUUGGUAGAGAAGUUUUAAAUAGGUUUGGGGUCGAUUAUAAGGCUCACUUUGUCAGGUGGAUGCGUGGGUUCCCUGAGCGAAUGCUCGAAAUGAUUCGAUGGCAGCCAAGUACAGCCCUACUAUCGACAAUGCUGUAUCGUCAGCAAGGUUUCACCCAAUCAGAGUUUGAGAUACAGAAAAAGAAGGGAGACUACAUCUUGAGCAAACUUCCUGUUGGCUAUGAACCUGUGGGGAAUAUGGCAAUGACCAACAACUACUGGCUUUUUCCAGUUCUAGUGGUAAGUUACUUUGACGGCAAGGAUGAAGGGAUGUUUUGUGGUUAGUUAAUUUAACUGUAGAGAAUGUGGAGGGGAUAUUUUGGGAUAAGUCAUUUUAUAUUUUAACAUUAGUGGAUGGUUUGUGGUAAAGUUAGAAAAAAAAACACCAAAUCAGGGAAACUUAAAUAUAUGACAAGAUUAGACAUCUCUGCAGGAAACCCUUUAUCAGCCAACAAACACAUAAUUUAGGACUAUUUUUAAAAAUGUAUCUUUGUCCUGUAGUGUAGUUGUAUUCUAAAUCAGUUCCAGGGACAAAAUUUGAUAAUUGGAGAAAACAGGAUGUUACAGAUAUGUAAAUGUUAGAGAAAAUAUAAAGAUUUGGUGUAAAGUGGGGUUGGGGGGGGGAUCAUAACUUGCAGGUUGGAAUGGAAAUGAUCACUUGUGAAAAAGUGUGUGAUUCAAAACAUGUGUAAUGUAAAGAUUCACUCUGCCUUGGAUAUUUUUUUAGUUGGCAAGUGUUGAUCUUAACAUGUUAGUCUAGAGAAGUCCCAUAACUCUAUACUAUAAGACAAAGAGAAAAUGAACUUGAAUCUUAAGUUAGCUGAUGUAAAAUGCACAUCAGCUAUUAUCACUCCUUUACACAUAAAUCUCUUAUUGAUACUAUAUUGAUGUUACUGAUUUCAACAAACCUCAAUUCUUUGAAACUGUACCUCUGUGAUACUUUAUUAAUUUAACGCCUUUGAAACUAUAUUGGUUUCUCUUCUUGGAUACUGUAUUGAUUUCACUUCUUGGAUACUGUAUUGAUUUCACUUCUUGGAUACUGUAUUGAUUUCACUUCUUGGAUACUGCAUUGAUUUCACUUCUUGGAUACUGCAUUGAUUUCACUUCUUGGAUACUGUAUUGAUUUCACUUCUUGGAUACUGUAUUGAUUUCACUUCUUGGAUACUGUAUUGAUUUCACUUCUUGGAUACUGUAUUGAUUUCACUUCUUGGAUACUGUAUUGAUUUCACUUCUUGGAUACUGUAUUGAUUUCACUUCUUGAAUACUGUACCGGUUUCACUUCUUUGAACAAAGCUUACUUCUUUUAUGCAAUAUUUAUUUCAAUUCUUUGCACAAACCGAUUUUUUUUCCUGGCAAUAUUCCCUAAAAGUACUAACAUAUCAGUUGGAAUUUUUAAAUUUUCAUCAUCAUCAUCAUCAUGUCCCUUAGUCCUUGGACCGCUGGGGCGCCACAGACGGCAUGUGAACUAUCCUCCUCCAUUCGUCUCUGUCUUCUGCACUACGCACAGCAUUGCCCAGCGUUAGUCCUGUCCACGCUUUGAUGUUAUCCUCCCAUCUUUUUCUUUGUCUUCCUCUUCUUCUCCCUCCUCUUGUGGUGCUCUGCAAUAUUUCUUUGGAAAGCCCUUGUUUCCUUGUUACGUGGCCGUACCAAUGUAGUUUGCGUUUUUUCACAGUCAUCAGUAGGUCAUCGCACUCCCCAAUUGCCUGGCGAACCCUUUCUUUCACUGUAUCAUUGGAGAUAUGGUCCCUAUAGUAUAGCAGAUGCCAAAAAUGCUUCUGAAGCAUUCCAUCUCCAUCGCCUUUAUUUUCCUUUCAAGAUCUGCUGGUAAUGUCCAGGAUUCACAGGCAUACAGGAAAAUGGAGAGGACUAAUGAGCGCAUCAGCCUGAUUUUGGUGCUGGGGGCUAUAUUUUUGUCAUUCCAUAUUUUCUUGAGCCUCUUUAGUGCUGUUGUAGUCUGCACAAUUCUGUACAUCAGUUUGGGCUUGGAGCCUUCUUCUGAGACGAUUGCUCCUAGGUAUUUGAAGUGGCCUACAGUCUCUAGUCUUUCCUCCCUGACCUUAAUUUCAGUGAUGAUGCCUGUGGUGUUAUUUGUCAUCAGUUUUGUCUUUUCGGAACUGAUUAGCAUGCCGUAGGACGACAAGGUCUUGUCGAGGCGCUUCACCAGGUUGGCUAGCUCUUUUUCGUUCCCAGCCAAUCUGCCUAUGUCGUCCGCAAAGCGUAGGUUGGUGAUUGUUCUGCCACCAAUGCUGACUGUCCUUUCAUGCACUUCCAGAUCAUCUGACAUAAUUCUCUCUAGGAAGAUGUUAAACAGGGUGGGGGAGACCAGGCAGCCUUGUCGCACUCCAACCAGCCUUGUCGUACUCCAACCGUGGUCUUGAACCAUUCUGCGAUGUUGUUGUUGAGGAAGACUGCACUGGUGGCCUUAUCAUAGAGGUUGCAUAUCAUGCUGGUUAGGUUUGUGUUGAUGUUGUAGUGCUUCAUGGUGGCCCAUAAAACAGCAUGUCGAAUGCUUUCUUGAAGUCCACAAAGACUUGGUAUAGGUUUUGUUGGUGUUGAGCAUAUUUCUCACAUAGUAUUCAGAGGUUUAGAGCUGCUUAGUAGUGCCUCGUCCUUGUCUGAAGCCCGCCUGUUCUUCAGCAAUGAUUCUGUCAGCAUAUGGUUUUAGUCGGUUCAAUAUGACCUUCAUCAUGACCUUGCUUGGUUGGCUUAUUAGACUAAUGGUGCGAUAGUUCUGGCAUAGCUGUAGGUUACCUUUUUUGGGGAGGGUGAUGAUGAGCGAUUUUCUUUCUUAUAAUCAUGGUUAUCUCUGUUUCCCCAGGAUGAGCCUGAUGAGUUGGGGAAUAUAUUAAAUCUGCUGGGAGUGGAUGCUUAUCGUGGCGCCACACAACUUAACCUUGUUGAGCCAUGCCAUGAGGUAAUGCUAGGAUUGUUCAAUGUUGUCUUUAGUGUCAGCACACUGUCCCUGUUUUUAAACAUGAUCACAAAGGUUUUAAUUAGCAACGUUUGAAAUAACAUUAUUUGAUGUAUAAUAUCUGCGGCUGUAUGUCAUCAAUAAAUAAUAAUUUUUCAUAAUUUUGAAGUUUGUUUUAACGAUUUCUGUAAGAAAAAUUAGUUUAAAGUUUUUAAUGAUUUUUUAAAAGAAUUUUUUAAUGUUACACAAGCUAAAAAGUUAAUGUUACACAAGCUAAAAAGUUAAUGUUACACAAGUUAAAAAGUUAAUGUUACACAAGCUAAAAAGUUAAUGUUACACAAGUUAAAAAGUUAAUGUUACACAAGCUAAAAAGUUAAUGUUACACAAGCUAAACAGUUAAUGUUACACAAGCUAAACAGUUAAUAUUUCUCAAUUAAAAAUACCUUUUGUAGGCCUAGUCAUACUUUUUUUCCCUUCAGUAAUUAUGAUUAUUUAUGUUGGUUUGAUGACUUAAAGUUGUAAAGUACAUAGUAAUGUCAUUUAACUUAAACACAACAAUACUGUUACAUAAACCUAACAAUACUGUUACUUAAUCCUAACUAUUCUGUUACUUAAACCUAAAUAAACUGUUACUUUAACCUAACUAUACUGUUACUUUAACCCAACUGUACUGUUAUUUAAACCUAACUAAUACACUGUUACUUAAACCUAACUACACUGUUUUUACAUAAACCUAACGAUACUAUUACUUAAACCUAAUUACACUGUAACUUAAACCCAACUCUACUGUUGCUUAAAUCCAACUAUACUACAAUUUUUAUAAAGAUUUAAAUAUAACCUGUGCUAUACUAAUAACUAAUGGUUUAAAAAGAGUGAAUUUUAAUGCAGGGAUCAGAACCUCUGGACAAACUUUACCCACACGAGGCCAAGUAUUUAAUAGAUCAUGUGCUUUAUCUGCCUGUCAACAAGUUUGUCCCAUACCAUCACCUGGACGCCAUGUUGAAAGCUUGCACUGUUGCUAUGGAGAUUUCAAAGCAAAAAGAUCGUAAACCACUUCACCACAAGUUGAAAUUAUUGAAAUCAAAGUUAUAA
Molecule: messenger RNA, 4738 nt
Organism: Lymnaea stagnalis (great pond snail)
Lineage: Eukaryota; Metazoa; Mollusca; Gastropoda; Lymnaeidae
Source: the annotation of a GenBank genome assembly